AUGGAGACAUUGUCGUCUACGAGUGCGUCGGUUAUGGAGGUCAACGUCACUAUAGCGUCCAAGUCACGGAUUCCACACUGGCUCGUGGUGCAAUGUGAGGCUGGCAGCAGUCCGUCGUGUGAUGCGAAACGAGUGGACGCUGUGAGUGUCCGUGGAAGUCACGAUGUGUUCAUCCGCUUCGAAGAGGCCGACGGUGAUGAGCUCAAUGGAGACACUAGCGUUGCACGAGUGCGAGUCAUUAAAGGGGAUGCCCACGACCAGAAGGACAUUAUACUGCAGCUGAGGAUGAUGGACCAGCUCCUCACGCUGGACGUUGCAGCGUUUCGGAAGACCGUCGAGAUUGUAUUGCUUCAGAAAAAUACAUUGCAACGAGUGGUCCAUCAAGGGUCGGGUGACGUCGUGGUGGAGAACAAUAUAUUGUCCACAAUGGGGCCAAGUCUGGCCAUCGCCACACUUGGCAGUGGGGAUCUUUUCGCUACGUCUACGGAGACCGUGAAGGUGGACACAUUAACGCUGAGCUCUAAGGGCAGUGGACUCCUGCAGACAACGUUCUCAGAGCUCCGAGUAUCCAAAUUUCUAGCCGAGUAUUACGCGUCUGGGGACACUACUGUGUUCGUUGAAUCCGAGAGUGACGUCGACAGUCUGGCAGUGAUAGCAGAGGGGUCAGGUGACGCCUGUUUCGCCAACUUUACCCUGUUCGUGUCGACGACUCGUAUUUACCCGCACACUGCAAACGUCACAAAUUACCAGCGAUCAAGUCAAAAUUUGCAGCAGUUUCGAGCGGUGCUUUGGCCUCAGCAGAACUAG
Phytophthora infestans T30-4 is the source of this 807-nucleotide messenger RNA. RefSeq lists its product as uncharacterized. NCBI's taxonomy places the organism in Eukaryota, Oomycota, Peronosporomycetes, Peronosporales, Peronosporaceae. Bases 1 to 807 code for a protein of 268 amino acids. The transcript has 2 exons. The record is from RefSeq and is a predicted model, not a curated record.